Molecule: messenger RNA, 691 nt
Organism: Hydractinia symbiolongicarpus
Lineage: Eukaryota; Metazoa; Cnidaria; Hydrozoa; Anthoathecata; Hydractiniidae
Exons: 2
Coding region: 38-526 (162 amino acids)
Source: RefSeq, a predicted model, not a curated record
GUAAUUGUUGUUGUUUUCGUAGAAAAAAAUAGAAAAGAUGGUUGUUGGACGUAAAAUAUUCUCUGGCAUUUUAACAGGAAUUUUAGCAUUUAUAUUUAUUUCAAUGGGAUUGUUAAAAGUUUCUCCAAACAUAUCACAAGAAUAUCAUAAAAGACUGUAUCGAGAAUUUGUGCGGUUUUCCAAAGUACAUCCAGCUGUGCGCUUUGGUUACCAGAUUGAUCCCUUAAAAUUCAUGCCUCAGAUUGGUUACAUUGAAAUUGUCUGCGGGGUAUUUCUUUGCAUCGGCGGAAGGGUAGCUAGGUUAAUAAGUAGUUUGCUGCUGGCCUCAAUAAUGGUUGGUGCUUUGUACUUCAAGUAUGUGUUGAAGGAUCCAAGGGAGCAUUUAAUUUUCACUGGUGGAGUACUGCUGUUGUUGUUUCUACGCUUGAAUUUAUUUGUUUCUGAAGACUCGAUCAAACAAGUCAAAAAAACUGACAAAACUGAGAAUGUCAAGAAUUCUGGAAAAGAGGGAAAGAAAACUCAGUAAAUGAUAAUUACCAACUUAAAAACAAGAUUACUAUUUAUUGUUGUAACUGCUUUUAGCAUAUUUGUACUUUCAUAUUUAACGAAACAAAGAUUUAGUGCUUUGUAGAAAUGAUGUUUUUUUUUUAUAAAUGAGUGUACUUUAAAAGAGAAUGUGCACUUUUCAUUA